AGUCUUUGUCUUCUCUCCUGCCCGCAGUCCGGCUCUGAGACAGCGGAGAGCGCAGCCCUCCAACAAGGCAAGGAAAAACCUGGAACGGCUGAUGUUAAAGCGGGACGACUUUUUUUUGUUCGGGAAAGGAAAAGCUCACCGACGGAAGAACGACCUCGAGGAGCUCGCGCGCGGGAACAGGAUCAAAAACACCUGGAGUUCUGAGAGUCUUCCCACCUUUCCAGAUCCAAAAUGAGCUGGAGCUUUCUGACCCGUCUACUGGAUGAAAUUUCAAACCACUCCACCUUUGUGGGCAAAAUCUGGCUCACCCUCCUCGUUGUGUUUCGCAUUGUGCUAACAGCUGUUGGGGGCGAGUCGAUCUACUAUGAUGAACAGAGUAAAUUUGUGUGCAACACAAAUCAACCUGGUUGCGAGAACGUAUGCUACGAUGCCUUUGCACCACUGUCACACAUUCGUUUCUGGGUGUUUCAGGUCAUCAUGAUCACUGCGCCCACAGUCAUGUAUUUAGGCUUUGCUAUGCAUAAGAUCGCCCGCAUGGAUGACAGUGACUACCGGCCCCGGAACAGGAAGAGGAUGCCUAUAGUAAGUCGUGGUGCCAACCGGGACUAUGAGGAAGCAGAGGAUAAUGGGGAGGAGGACCCCAUGAUCCUGGAGGAGAUUGAGCCCGAAAAGGAAAAGGAGGUGCCAGAGAAGCCCAGCAAAAAGCAUGAUGGACGUCGACGUAUCAAGCGAGACGGCUUAAUGAAGGUCUACGUGUUUCAGCUUCUCUCACGUGCCAUCUUUGAGGCUGCCUUCCUGUUUGGACAAUACAUUCUUUAUGGACUGGAAGUGGCACCAUCUUAUGUAUGCACACGCUCACCUUGCCCCCACACCGUGGAUUGCUUUGUGUCACGUCCUACUGAGAAAACUAUCUUCCUCCUCAUUAUGUAUGGCGUUAGCGCCUUGUGUCUGCUCUUCACAGUUUUGGAGAUCCUCCACCUUGGCAUCAGUGGCAUUCGUGACUGCUUUUGUACACCACGGUCUCGACCUCCCACUCCCCGUCACUUGGCUCUGGCCAGCCAGAGGUCCUCCAUCUGCCGCCAACCAUCUGCCCCACCUGGCUACCACACAGCUGUGAAGAAGGACCCAUCUGGAAAAAUGAGCUUCAGAGAUAACCUGGGGGACUCGGGUCGUGAGUCAUUUGGAGAUGAAGCUUCAUCAAGGGAGCUGGAGCGGCUUCGUAGACACCUGAAACUGGCCCAGCAACACCUGGAUAUGGCGUAUCAGGCUGAAGAGGGCAGCCCGACACGCAGCAGCAGCCCAGAGUCUAAUGGCACGGCGGUAGAACAGAACAGGCUCAACUUCGCUCAGGAGAAGCAAAGCAGUACACGUGAGAAAGGUCUCCGUGCGUAGGUGGUUACUGGCCCAGCUGAUACUGUGGAUUAGGUUCACAUCAGGGACAGAGUGGACACAAAGGGAAUCUUACAUGGAGCAGGUGUCUGUGUGUGCGAGUGUCUAUUUGAAGGAUGGAUGAAGUCAGGCUGAGCCUUUUCAGUGUUAAUGGCCAAUGGUCAGAAUGGAUAAGGGGAAUGGUGUCCCACCCAUCCAGAUAAACUUGAGCUCAUAACUUGUCUGAAGAUCCAAAGUGCUUACAAACUUAGGUUGACAUGUAAGUCUACCUCAGGGAAGCUAUUCUCCCUUUUUUCUUCUUUUUUAUACGUAGGUCUUAGUUAUGUAAAAAAUUGCAGUGCAUGCAUCUCGAGUUGACCUUGGAUCCAAACUGGAACUUGUGGUAUUUUUAAGCCAAACAAACCAUAGUGUGGAAAUGAUAAAUUAUAAGAGUUCCGUCUUGUUUGGUCAGUGAAUCUGAGAGAUUUUGUAGAUGCAUAUGAAAAGGUCAUAGUACAGAACAUUCCUGAUUGUGUUUUUGUGUUAUUUUUAUGAAGGUACUAGAGUUACUGGUGUACGGACGGAGAUGUUAAAUUUCAUACAAAGGUUUUUUUCAAGUGUGUCCAGUUUGGACAUUGUUUUUGAUUUUGACUGACAUGAGAUGCAGACUUGGAGACGUAACCUCAGUUGUUUUUGUUUAAUUAGGGGUGGCAUUGCGCCAAACAAUUCUUGUGCCCGGUAUGGUGACUGGAACACAUUUGCAGUGCCUUCGUCCAAAGGAAUAAACAAACCUGGAUAAUGCUUGAAAAACAUGUAACUGAUAUUGUAUUGUUUAAACAUGUAUUUGAAACUGUUCUUUUAUUAUUAAUGUUUAUUUUGAGUAUUCUUAUAUUGGGCAGAUGCUCUUGUCACUGUGGCAAACACUUUUGUUUCAUAGAAUGUUCACUGCUGUCUUAAGUUCCAUCAAGACCAAUUUGAUGCAUAAUGUUUUGUUACAUCAGAUGCACUUCACUGGUUUCAACAAUUUGAGAAAUGCAAUUUAUUACUCCAUAACUUGUUCUUAUUACUUACACAGUGCCAUCACAAGCAAAUGUUUAUUUAAAAUAUAAACAGGCUUGUUUAAACUAUUUACUCGAUAAAAGGAAUACAGGUAAACCUCGUUAACUCGCUUCAGUCAUGUUUCGGCUUUACUCACGGUCGAUUCGUGGACCCCAAAAAUUUAGACUAUUGUAUGAAAGUCCAUUUUGAUUUAACUGUUUUUGGAAGGGAUCAUCACUGCAGACGAUUCUGGACGAUUUCGUCUUCCUACGCCGGCUGCUGCAUGUCAGUGAUGAGGGCAGACGAUUUGAAGUUUAUGGAUAUGAUUCUUUAGAUCCUUACUGCCGGUUCAAAUUGGGCUGGAAUUUACGUGCGGUAGGCGAUGAAGAAAUCAUUUCUGUGGCAGGUGAUGAAGAAAUCAUCACCAUCCAGGAAGGAAUUGUGCUUCAAAUGGUCAAAACUGUUGUAAUAUGGCAAGAUAAACUGAUUUUUAAAGGGUUUUUUUUGCUUGUUUGUUUUUUGGUCAACCUCUAACUCGUCUGAUUUUUUUUUUUGUUUUGUUUUUUUUUGUGGACCCCAACUUGCACGUGUUAAUGAGGUUCACAUGUAUGUUGAUGGUCAAUGUCUUAAAAGUGCUGAUUUUUGUGGAGGGUUUCAUGCUGUUCGAGCAUCAGAAAGGGUUGUAAACUUGUUGCAUUUUAAUGUGAAUUCAAUGCCUUGAAUGCGCUUGACUAUGCCAUCUUUUGUAUUCACAACCAUACCCGCAGAGCCAUGAAAAGUGCCAACUCCAAUAUUGUCAAACUAGGUAUUUUUGAACGGUGGUUUUUCUACUUUUUCUACUUUUUAUAUUGAUAGUACUUUGUGGUUAGUUUCUAAAAUAAAGAAGAAAAAAAAUCA
Molecule: messenger RNA, 3303 nt
Organism: Thalassophryne amazonica
Lineage: Eukaryota; Metazoa; Chordata; Actinopteri; Batrachoidiformes; Batrachoididae
Gene: cx43.4
Product: connexin 43.4
Exons: 3
Coding region: 232-1392 (386 amino acids)
Biological process (GO): cell communication
Cellular component (GO): connexin complex
Source: RefSeq, a predicted model, not a curated record